AAUAUUUUAGAUAUAGUUAUGUUUAUCACAAGAUUAUUUUUCUUUGUCGGAAUUAUUCAUGGUUUAUCGCAAGCGAAAAAAGCUCCAGAUGGAAUUUGUGUCACCAAAUUGCUGAAAGGAAAACUCGUAUCAGUUGGAGAUUGUCAGAAAAACGAUGGAUCUGACAUUGUCAACGUGAUUAAACAGGAUCUGAUAAAGAAAACCCUCGAACCUACUUGCAAAGGAAAAUGGACUGAGUGGUUCAAUCGAGACCAUCCGUCUGGUUCAGGUGAUUAUGAGGACUUACAACAAAUCAUCAUAGAAAGCAAAGGUGGAACAUUGUAUUAUAUAUGCUCCAAUCCUACUGUUGUUCACGCAAGGGCUCUGAAUCCAGAACGACCAUGGCAAUAUGCUAAUGAAAAUGUUCAUAUCUCUACACAGAUAGGAAUAUACUGCAAAAACAGAGAACAGACGGAUGGAUAUUGCGAAGAUUACAAAGUUAGAUUCUGUUGCGAGUAAUGUGAAUCCUCCCACCGUAUAUUGUUGUUUGUGAAUUUAAUCAAUUAUUCCAAAAUUUUGUGUUUUUUGUUUCAAAACAAGAAUACAGUUAAUACGUUACAAUGUGAUCUAAAUGCUGAAGAAAUGUUUUUCAAAGCAGAGUGCGAAAAAACUUUGACCGAAAACUAUAUACAUAUUUUUUUCUUUUUCAAAACGGAACUCAAACUCAUUCAAAUUAUUACUUAAAUGUAAUUACGUGCAAAUGUAUAUAUUUAUUUCUAAAGUUCAAUGCCCUGCUUAAUUUGAAGGAUGUAUGUUUUGUUGACACCAAUAUAUGAUCUCAUUUAUAAGACACCAACCAUUUGGCGUUUGAGGUCCACCACCAUUUUUGCUAUUGUUAGAAAACCUUAAUUUGUAACAAAUUAACAGAUAAAUUUGAGUAUUUGAAAUCAACAAUAAAAAAUGGGUCGACGUAUGAGAUAUUAUAAAUUCGAUCACAUUCGAAUAUUGGCUUUCGCCAUCAGAUGAAACGAAAUUGAAUAAUUUGCUUGUGAUUAUUAACAAUGAAAAUACAUGAUUUAUCUUGUUUUACAUGGAUUUCAUCAUGUGAUUUAUUUUGCAAUGAUUGAGCCGGAGCAAAAUCCCGCUACGUAAAAACGAAUGGUUUUUAAGAUGAAAAAAAGAGAGGGUCGAUGUUAACGAGUAAUGUGGAAUGUGUACGAUCAUUUUUAAAGAGAUUCGAAAAAAAAUUAAUAUUAGUUAAC
This is a messenger RNA of Styela clava, 1241 nucleotides long. NCBI's taxonomy places the organism in Eukaryota, Metazoa, Chordata, Ascidiacea, Stolidobranchia, Styelidae. The record is from RefSeq and is a predicted model, not a curated record.